GAGAGAGCAAAACAACAAACAGACAUCACGAGACAUGCAUUGAAAUGCUUGAUAUGUCAGGUAUUUAUAUGAACAGGAAACUCAACACAAGUGCAAGUACUGUGAAUGAUUGAUGGUGACAGGUCUAUAAAGAUAUACUUGAUUAGGUCCUCAAAGUAAAAUGUGGGAACCUGCGUAAGAUUUUUUCGCUAAACACAAACAUGCCUAUUCAUUUCGUACCCGCCAGCUGUUACACCCACACCGAAAGUAAUUAAACCCAGCACCGAGAGAGAGGCUACGAAGACAUGGCAGUGACUAAUGCAGCUUAUUUCAUUUCAAGUCAGACAGAAUUAUCUUUCAUGAUUAAAACAAUGAAGCUCAGCUGUGUUGGUAUCUGGUAGACUGACUCAUGAAAAUAACUGUGAAAACCUCACUGCAAACACCUGACUAGAAAAUCUUGUAUUGUUAUCAUGAAUGGUUGCAAACAGUAAAACUAAAAUAUGACAGCAGCAAUUUAUGUGUCAACAGUCAGAAAAACAUAAAUUAUCACUUUGUGUAAAAAAAACAAAAAAAAAAGUAGUCAUUUUACUGACAGAGGUACCGUUUAAACCAGUCUGAGUGGUUGGGAGACCCUUAGGGGUUGCAAGAUGAUUCUGAAUGUGGUUGUGAUAUACUUAAAAAGUGAGCAGUACUGUGAUAAAAAAAUAAAAAAAUAAAUAAAUAAAUUAAAAAAAAAAAAAAAAAAACUAUAACAUGACUAAAAACUUGUGCUCAACUUUAUUUGACAUCUGAUAAAAACCAAAAUAUUCUGUCUUUUAGGUUCAUCAUCCUGAAGUAGGCGAGAAGUCAAUUUUCUGUGGCGCCUUUACUCUAUACAUUAAGGCAUACGUUACCCUGCGCUGCUAAAUCAGUUAUUAGGGUAAAGAGAGGGGCGGAGUUUUAAUGAGAGUAGGAACCAUUCUCAUGCAUCGGACCAUUGUACAGGUACAUUAUGAGGUCUGCCCUGUUGGGACCUCUUCUUCUGCUCCUGCUCCUGGCAGCAGGAAUGGAUGUGAGAGGGGAUGAGGCAGAUAAGAAGCCCAACUUUGUGUUGAUGAUGGUGGACGAUCUAGGUAUUGGUGAUAUAGGCUGCUACGGUAAUGACACCAUCAGGACUCCUAACAUUGACAGACUUGCAUCAGAGGGGGUGAAGCUUACUCAGCACAUUGCGGCCGCUCCUCUUUGCACUCCGAGCCGGGCUGCUUUCAUGACGGGCCGCUAUUCACUACGCUCAGGAAUGGUUAGUACGGGACGAGUGCAGGUGCUGCUGUUCCUUGGAGGUUCGGGGGGGCUUCCACCCACUGAGACCACCUUUGCUAAAAGGCUGCAGCAACAGGGAUACACCACCGGCCUAGUAGGUAAAUGGCAUUUGGGUGUGAACUGCCAACACAGAGGGGAUCACUGUCAUCAUCCCAACCAGCACGGCUUCAGCUACUUCUACGGCCUGCCAUUCACCCUGUUCAAUGACUGUGUGCCAGGACAUGGCAGCGAUGUCCUUGCUGACCUCCAGCAUACACUCCGAAAUCUGUCUGCACUGGUUGCAGUUGGACUUGUCACAGUGGUGUGUGUCCGCCUAUGUGGCCUUUUUGAAGUCAGACUGUGGCUCCUGGUGCUUCUUUUCCUUCUCUGUAUCCUAGCAACCGCCGUGUGGUAUGUGCCCUUUAUGCUUCUACCAACCUGGAACUGUAUCAUCAUGAGGAACCAAGACGUGAUUGAACAGCCUAUGACAGUGGAGACACUGCCUCAAAGGUUGCUGAGUGAAGCACAAAAUUUCAUAAAGAGGAAUGUUGAUCAUCCAUUCCUCCUCUUCUUCUCACUGGCUCACAUCCACACGCCGCUCUUCACAAAUCCAGCCUUUGCUGGCAAAAGUCGUCACGGCCUCUACGGCGACAACCUGGAAGAAGUGGACUGGAUCAUUGGUAAAAUGACAGAGACGGUUGAUUCCCUCGGUCUCGCCAACAACACUCUGAUGUACUUCACAUCUGACCAUGGUGGACACCUGGAAGACGGUGAUCCGCGAAUUGGACAGAAGGGAGGCUGGAACAGUAUCUAUAAAGGUGGAAAGGCUAUGGGGGGCUGGGAAGGGGGGAUCAGGGUACCUGGUAUUUUCCGCUGGCCUGGAAGACUGGCACCAGGAAGAGUGGUGGAUGAGCCCACUAGCCUCAUGGAUCUGUACCCCACACUGAAAUAUUUAGCCGAGGACACUCGACCAGACAGACAAUCAGAUGGCUACAACCUCAUGCCGCUGUUGGAAGGGAAAACUGUUCGAUCAGAGCAUGAAUUCAUGUUCCACUACUGUGGCAUCUACCUGAAUGCCGUUCGCUGGCACCCACAGGGCAGUGACUCCGUCUUCAAGGUGCACUUUUUCACUCCCAACUUUUCUCCCCCGGGAGCUGUUGGUUGCUAUGACACUAAGGUCUGCCUGUGUCACGGAGAACAUGUGACACACCACAACCCACCGCUGCUGUAUGACCUUUUUCACGAUCCCUCGGAGUCCCGACCUCUGACCCGUGAAACAGAGCCGCGAUAUGCUGAAAUCCUUGAACAGACUGCCAGAGCAGUGGAGACGCAUAAAAGCACCCUCAUAAAUGAGCAGGCGUCUGAUGACACCCAGUCACCCGCCAGCACAGCUGCAUACAAGGUUCAAGGCCAGAUGACUUGGGACAAGAUUCUGUGGAGGCCUUGGCUUCAGCCCUGCUGUGGGACUUUUCCAUUCUGUGGGUGCAAAGAGGACGCGACACAUGUUUAAAGCUGCGGCGCACUUUUGUCUCCCCCUUCUGGCAAUGAAGCAGUGACUGUCUGAAGUCUGGAACCCAUGGACAUCACCAAACACUGGGUUUCCUGCUUUAUGAUGCUUUGCCAGGCCUUUAGUGCAGCUUUCUUCAGAUGUUGCUUGUUUGUUGAUCUUUCUGCCUUCAGUUUUGUCUAAAUGCAUGCUUUAUUCUUUUGAGAUCUGGGGAUUGACUCAAACAUUACAGAAUAUUCCACUUCCUUGGCUUAAAAAAACUCCUGGGUUGCUUUUGCUAUAUGUUUUGGAUCAUUGUCCGUCUAUACUGUGAAGUAUUGUCCACUACACUUUGGUGCAUUUGGCUGAAUCUGACUAAACACUAGUGACCCAGUGUCGUUGGAAGCCCUGCAUGCCCAUGCAUCAGACUGCCACCACCAUGUUUUAUACAAGAUGUGGUGUGCUUUGGACCAUGAGCCGUUCCAAGCCUUUUGCAUACUUUCUUCUUCCCAUCUUUCUCUUACAAGUUGAUCUUAGCUUCAUUUGUCCAAAGAACGCUGUUCCAGAACUGGGCUGGCUUCUCUCUGAUGCUUUUUUCCCCAAAGUAUAUUGUGGCCUUUCUAUUUUUGAGGCUGAUGAAUGGUUUGCACCUUGUUGUGAACGCUCUAUAUUUGCUUUCAUGAAGUCUUCUCUUUGUGGGAGAUACUGAUACGCUUACUUCCUGGAGUGUGUUCUUCAUUUGGGUGGAUGUUGUGAAGUGGAAAGGAUCCUGCAAUCACCCACUGUUCAUCUGUACAUGCGUCUGUGGACGUCCAGGCCUUUUUCAGUUCCCAAACUCACCAGUGUGCUCUUUCUUUUUCUCAAAAUGUAUCAAACUGAUGAUUUGGCCACCACUCCUAACAUCUUCUUCUGCUAUCUCUCUGAUGGAUUUCUUCUUUUUUUUCAGCCUAAUGAUGGUCUGUUAUACUUUCAUUGAGAUCUCCUUUGACUGCAUGUUGUGGAUUCACAGCAAGUGCCACCUUGAAGCAAUGCCAGAGAUUUUACCUGUUAAAAAUAAUGAAGGAUUAAUGAGGGAACUGUCCACGCUGCCCAUGAAACAGCUUUUGAGGCAAUUUGGUCCUUUGAAAAAAGAAAAAAAAAAGAGGCUACACACCAAAGAGCUGUAAAUCCUUCCUCCCUGAAGGUGAAUACCCUUAAAUUACAGCCGAGAGUCUGCACCCAUAUUAAUUAUAUAACUAUAUCUUGAAUAUAUUUUUGGUAAACAGCUAAAAUAACAAAACUUCGUCAGUGUCCAAAUAGAUAUGGACUGUUCAUUUCCACAGUUCAAAGUUCCAAGACAAUAAUAUGUUAUUUAGGUAGAUAAAAUCAAACAGCUACAUGGCUUACUCCAACCUAACCUACUCCAAUGUAAGAUGAAUUUGUCUGCCCUAAACCUUUUUUUUUUUCUUGAAGUGUUCUCCAAUGAGGAAGAGGUCAAACCAAUGGUAAUCCACAUUUGUCACUGCUGGUGAUUGCUUUUUUUGUCUAGACAUAAUGCUAUGUUUCCUUGUUAUCUGAAGCAUCAGAAGUGUUUCUUGAAAAUCUCUUAAUCUGCCUCAGCCACUACUGACUGACUGACUACCUUCUUCAUCUCUGGCAAACAAGUGACAUAAAAUAAGAUCCCAUGCACCGCUGAAGGAAUGUUGCCACAUUUGGCUUAAUUAGCACUGUGUGAACUCAUUUGGAAAGGGUUUGAACGCAAAGCAGCAUAGAGCAAACUAGAAAUAAGCAGCUUGGGCUCAGAGAAACCUUUUCUAAAAAAAAAAAUCCACAUUGCUAAGGGAAAUACUAAAAUGCAGUUAAUUAUACUUGAACUGACCAAAUAAGCUAAAAAUUAAACUGUACAUUGUCUUCACUGUUAAAUUUUCAGUCUAUAGUUUACAUCCAGUGAAUGAAGGAUCUGUUUGUGCUUUUAUUUUGUCAGUAAAAUGUGCUUGGCAUUUUA
Messenger RNA from Mugil cephalus (flathead mullet), 4727 nucleotides. RefSeq names its product arylsulfatase H (gene arsh). The coding region runs from base 971 to 2767 and encodes 598 amino acids. Lineage: Eukaryota; Metazoa; Chordata; Actinopteri; Mugiliformes; Mugilidae. The transcript is spliced from 12 exons. The record is from RefSeq and is a predicted model, not a curated record. Gene Ontology annotation, molecular function: arylsulfatase activity.